Messenger RNA from Vicia villosa (hairy vetch), 804 nucleotides. RefSeq lists its product as uncharacterized. The transcript has 3 exons. The coding region runs from base 1 to 804 and encodes 267 amino acids. The record is from RefSeq and is a predicted model, not a curated record. NCBI's taxonomy places the organism in Eukaryota, Viridiplantae, Streptophyta, Magnoliopsida, Fabales, Fabaceae.
AUGAAUUUUCAUGGUUCCAAUGUGAUAGCUAGAGUGGUUGACACUUUUAGAGGUGUUGCUUCUGCUGCAAAGGAAGUGUAUGAUCAGAAGGAACAAGCCAUAGCUGAACGAAAUCGAGAGAGCAGAGGAGAGAUAAACAUUGAAAUUGGAAACAGAGAGAGGUUGAUUAGUGUUGGUGGGGAUGAGAUGAGGAGAUUUUUGGUUGAUAGAGAAAAUAUUGAGAAUGUGAAUGUUGUGCAACCGGAAGAUGAAUCAGAACCACAACUUAAUAAUGUGGUUAAUGAGUUUAAUUCAAAUGAGAUUGUGUGUGAUCCAGGUUGUAGGAAACAAAUUAAUGAGUAUGCUCCGGAUAUUCAAGACCAAGUGAGGAGGGCAUAUAUAUUGAAGGGUCUAAUGCAACCAGAUUCGUCAAGCUUUCCUCGUACUCAAUUUGGAAGUGUUAAAAGAGCAUUUUGUAAAUCAUGGUAUAAGAAUUAUACAUGGUUAGAAUACAGUGAGAUAAAAGAUGUAGCUUAUUGUAUUUAUUGUUUUCUAUUUAAGCAACCCGGGAGGGUCGAACACUUUGGUUUUGAAGUCUUCACCAAAAGCGGAUAUAGAGAUUGGAAGCUUGCAUCUCAAGGCUUGAAAGGUCAUGUUGGUAGUCAUAAUAGUUUGCACAACUCAUAUGUCAAGCACUACGAUGAUUAUAUUAAUCAAACACAAAGUGUGACAAGUAAGUUUGCUAAAGCAACAAAGGAAUCAGAAGAAUUGUAUAAGAUUCGUUUGACUUGUUAUUUAGAUUGUUCAAGAUAUCUCAUAGCAUAA